AUGUGUCGCCAGCCGAAUAUGCUGUUCUCAGCAAUACUAGCAUGUCUCUGGCUUUCCUUGGGAUCAGUACACGCUGCUGCCUCCCCUCUGGUUCUGGAUCUGGUUGCAGAGCACCGAACAAGAUGGAACCACAACUCACGUCUUGCUCGGCGCAGAAGCGGUCCCGUCGCCGUUGACAUCGACGGCACCGCAGUCUCCUACUAUGCGAAUGGUUCGCUUGGAACACCUCCGCAGGACAUCCGAUUCAUUGUCGACACCAAUUCAGCAGAUCUUCUUGCUCUUGCACGGGCAAAUCCAGCUUGCGAUGGAGGCGCGUGCUCAUAUGGCGGCACGUACAAACCAAACUCGUCAAGCACCUACAAUUAUGUGACAAGUAAUUUCUCGAUCACGUUCGAAGAUGGGUCCACUUCUCGGGGGGACUAUGCGACUGAUAAAUUUACGAUUGGAGGCACCGAAAUAGAUAAAAUGAAAUUCGCGAUUGGAUAUGAUGGAAAUUUGACCGAUCCCAUCCUAGGCAUUGGCUACAUUGGACUGGAACAAAGCAAGUCAUCCUAUGCCAAUCUCCCUGUUCGCAUGUUCAACAAGGGUCUUUCCAACAUCGUUGGCUAUAGCCUAUGGUUUCAGAGACCGUCAAAAUCAAGUUCUUCCACAGCACGGCUCGUUUUCGGUGGGAUUGACACAAAUCAAUUCUACGGCACCCUGGAAACGAUUCCUAUCGAUAUGAAGCAACUUCAAUAUCAGUACGUCACGGUUCAGCUCUCUGGCCUUGCCGUGACAACGGGCAAUCAAACCACGAAUAUUACAAACUCUCCCAGAGACAUUGUCCUGGACUCUGGCACUACAUCUCUUGUCCUUCGCUCCAAACAAGUGUCCAAGAUUGGAGAUUUGAUCGGUGCAAUCAAUGACACCUCCAUUGGCGGUUAUUACGUUAAAAAAUACGCUGAGCUUGAUAAUAGUACGGUUGUCAAUCUGAGAUUCGGCGCAACAAACAUAUCUGUCCCACUCCCGGAUCUUGUCCUGGCCUACAAUGACACGUGGGCACUUCUUGAUGUGUUCGCGUCUCCAGAUCCUUCAGGCAUCGAAAUCCUCGGCUUACCAUUUUUCCGCAACGCCUACACGGUAUUUGACUACUCGCACAACCAGGUAUCUCUAGCACCACUUGUUCAUGGAAAUACAGCGUCCAAUGUCACGAUGAUAAAUCAAAAUGGCGUUGCUGGUCUGACAGGAGUUUCCUUGUCUGAUAAUUCCAGCGGUGGCGAUGGCCUUUCGACCGGGGCCAAGGCCGGAAUAGGAGUCGGCGUUGCACUUGGUGUUCUACUGAUCCUGGGCUUGAUCUUAUUCUUUUCCUUCCGCCAUCGUCGAUCCAAACGCAAGGCUGCUGCGAAAGACGACAACCCCAACGGGAUGGGUAAAGCCGAACUCCCCGCGGCCGAGAACGAAAGACCGCUCGCCGAAGAGUAUGGUUCCAAUCUACCACAUCAACCCGGUGGCGAAUUGUCUGGUUCUGUACAACCGCCACCAGCUGAGCUGUACCCUGGCCUGGGCAAUUCUGGAAAAGAUGGUCAACAUUUCGAACCGCAGGAAUUACUGGGUGAUGUGCCCAGACCUCAGGAGUUGGCUACGGAACAUAAUCUGUCAGGUGCUGGAGAACAGCGCGGUGUAACGGACAGCGCAGUGUCUGAUUUGAGCGGAGCGACACCUAGUCGAGUGGCGGAAUAG
This is a messenger RNA of Rhinocladiella mackenziei CBS 650.93, 1719 nucleotides long. RefSeq lists its product as uncharacterized. Gene Ontology annotation, molecular function: aspartic-type endopeptidase activity. NCBI's taxonomy places the organism in Eukaryota, Fungi, Ascomycota, Eurotiomycetes, Chaetothyriales, Herpotrichiellaceae. Bases 1 to 1719 code for a protein of 572 amino acids. Gene Ontology annotation, biological process: proteolysis. The transcript is spliced from 2 exons. The record is from RefSeq and is a predicted model, not a curated record.